ACGCCACUAAUCACGUGACAAGCACGGGAAGUUGCUUUUUCAGUAUUACUGAAAGGAUCCCGUAUACUGAGGCGCGAGAGCUGCUGUUCACCUUUAUAAUCCUGUUGUUACUUGAAGAUAUUUUUACGUCAAUAAGAAUUAUUUCAAAAUGGACUUCAGGAAGGAUGAUAUGUGGGUUGAUGGUAGAUACGAGUAUGAGCGACUUCCUAGACAUCGUCUUCCCCCCCGUGAGAUGCCUCCUGAUGAUGAUUAUCACAGAGUGGUAAAUAUUGUGCAAAGAAGACCAGAAGAAGAUGAGUAUAAUGCUUACGAUGAUUAUGGUGACCCUGACUACAGAGACUAUGAGCUACCACAAGGCUAUGGUUCUGAUCGAAGAAGAGGUACCCCAUACAGAGGAGAUGAUACAGGAUACAGAUGGCCUAGAGGAGGAGAGUCCCAUAUGAACCGUCAUUCUGAAUACAGGCAAACCAGAGAAGGCUUCAGACGAAAACCAAUUUAUCCUCCUGGGGCAUACGCAAGAGAGCGCUCACCACACAAAAGAGAGUACUUCCGGGAAUCUCCCCAUAGUCGAAAGGAAUCACCACACAGUAGAUCUGGCUCCAGUGUCAGUAGCAGAAGUUAUUCACCAGAAAGGGGAAAACAUUUUUCCUCCCAUCAACAUAGCAAAAGUAAAGAAAGAACCAUUCCUUUGAAAUCACCUAAAGAUUUAUCACCUUCUAGCUCAGCAGCAAUUCCUCCUACAAAGGGUACGGAGUUGGAGAAGAGUAGCUCGCUAUCUGACAUCGCUCUUGUAGAAGCUGCUUGCAGAUUGGUUGCUGAAAAAAUAGAGAAGGCGUCUGAAAGUAACUUGCCCGAACUUGCUAAUGAAUUUGCUGUGCAGUCCUCUGAAAUGUAUGAAGAUCAAUCUGCAGACAUUGAGGCUCAUACAUCUGGAAAUUCAGAAGUUUUUGAAAUCACACCACAUAGCAGCCGCACAAAAGCAAUUGCAACAAAGACAAAAGAAAUCGAAGAGGUCUACAGACAGGACUGUGAGACAUUUGGCAUGGUGGUGAAGAUGCUGAUCGAUAAAGAUCCUGCGCUUGAAAAGUCAAUUCAGUAUUCCCUGAGACAGAAUUUGAGUGAGAUUGGAGAAAGAUGCAUUGAAGAGCUGAAAAUGUAUAUUGCAGAAUAUGAUGUAGCGCACCAAGAAUUACCAUAGUGUGGUUACCAUAACAACCAUUACUGUUGAUUUUAAUUUGGAUUGCCUUUAUUAAAAUAAUUUAAAUAUUUUGGAUAUUAGGAAAACAUGAAAUGCACAAGACAGUUUUUCAAUGGUAAUAUAUAGGAUUUUGCUUGUUACAGACUAUUCCUUUGUUAGAUGUAAAUAUUUUUGAGCAGAUAAAACCCAAAUUUGUUCCUC
Bombina bombina (fire-bellied toad) is the source of this 1399-nucleotide messenger RNA. RefSeq names its product periphilin 1 (gene PPHLN1). Bases 149 to 1198 code for a protein of 349 amino acids. Gene Ontology annotation, biological process: negative regulation of gene expression, epigenetic; negative regulation of DNA-templated transcription; protein localization to heterochromatin. The transcript is spliced from 10 exons. Gene Ontology annotation, cellular component: nucleoplasm. Lineage: Eukaryota; Metazoa; Chordata; Amphibia; Anura; Bombinatoridae. The record is from RefSeq and is a predicted model, not a curated record.